CAUUUGCUUACUUUAUAUACAACUGAAGAAAAGAUGAUUUCAUAUUGUCCCAUUUGCGCAAAGCCAGUUUAUUUUGCUGAAAGAAAACGUUCACUUGGCAAAGAUUACCAUCCUUUAUGCCUGAAGUGUUUCCAGUGCAAACGGCAGCUUACUGCUGGCCAGCAUGCUGAGUAUGAUGAUAAGCCAUAUUGUAACCGGUGUUAUCUUCUGCACUUUGGACCAAGAGGUAAAGGAGCACGUGGUUCAACAUCAAGAGCCUCAACACAUGCUACAACAGUGUCUUCUUCAGCCAUACCAGCAGCAGAGAACAAAGACAGAUGUUAGUGUUCUGGAUACAUGAAGUUUGAAAUGGGCAAAUUGUCUCAUACUCUUCUGCACAUAACAGAUUUUUAGCUAAUAAAUGCAUGCAUUAACCUGCCAUUUUAUUUCUUUUUUGGUGCAAAAGAGACCUUUAUUAUUUUGCUGCCUAAUUUACACAGGGGGCACAUUUAUGACCCACUGAGGUUCAUGAUUGGGCAAAGUAAUGCCAGAAAACAUGAAUUUCUGAACUCGCUCAUGUUUUGUAUUUUCCCAGCCAUGAUACAGGUAUGGGAUCUGUUAGCCAGAAACCUAAGCUAAAUAAUUAAGAUUUAAAAAAAUGAUUACCAUUUUCUUUGUAAUAAUAAAACAGCACCUUGUACUUGAUGGUAACUAAGCUGCAUGAGUCCAUAUUGGUGGCAAAACAAUCCUAUUGGGUUUAUUUAAUGUUUAAAUGAUUUUUUAGUAUACCCAUGGUAUAAAGAUCCAAAUUACAGAAAGAUAUUUUGGUCCCAGGUAUUCUUGAUAACAGGUCCCAUACCUGUACUCAAUGGAUCAUGAAUCUGUCCCUUAAUGUUUUCUUACUUCAAUGACUUUUCGUUAUGAGGAUAAAUACAUUAUAAUGUGUUGGGCAGGAAGAGGUGUUAUAAUUAGUAUCCAUGAUGGUAUUUUAUCAGACAACAGGGUCAUAUUGCUGGAUCCAAAGGCAUGAUCUGUGCCAAAGAGGGUGUUAUUAAAUAUUGACUUACUAGGGUGUCUAAACCUUUGCAAAUGCCACAAUGAAUACUUUCUGUAUUUUUUUAUGUUUGUGAAUUUAAUUGUAAUUAUGCAUUAACAUUUGCAAAUUUGUUGAUUCCUGUAGUAGUUGUUUACUACUUUUUACAAAAUUAAAUAAACAUGUAAUUUGGCAAAGGAAUCCCCACAAUUUUGUAUUUUCUGGUCAUCCUAUACAGUAGGUUCCUAAAGCUGGCACAAGACUUGGUAACAGAUAAAAAGUCUGGUUUCUAAGGGCCAGGAGAAAGACCCCUUGGGAUCCAGAAAAGAGACUUCAGAAUUCAUUAAACACAGCUACAACAUGUAAAGGAAAAUUGUGGAAGAAAAAAGAAGAUCUGAUGAGCUGUGGAUGGGGGCAUAAAACAUUUUGACAAUGAAAACAUGGGGUAAAAGGAAAGGGAGAACAGGGUAUACUGUAUGUGCAUAGCAAAAGCAUUAGUGUGUUUAACCCCUAGAGAACUGACCACAUAAUUAUAGUAGAAGCCAGGUCUGGACUGGCCAGGUCUGGGCCCUGGCCCAAACAGCUCCCCACCAGCCCCCCUACAGAAGCCCCUCUGGCAUUUGCCAGAAUCCACAGAUUGCCAGCCUGGGCCAGGUGAAACCAAAUUGUUUGUAUCUGAAAUGUAGGUGUACCUGCUGGCAGUGAUCUUCCUGAAGAUGUUCUUGUUAAAAUGCAUUUAACAAUAAAUAAAUAAAAUUAAACAUGAUUAUAUUUAAACAUAUUAAAGCAAGGUUUAUAUGAUUUUAAGGUUAAGAUUUCCUUAGGUUUUCCAUCCUGUUUAUUUAGCUGUGAACACAUACUUUGAACACAGACAAACCGGCAACUGUCUAGUUAUAUUUGUGUAAAAUCUCAAAAUUGCACAAUAUGGCUUUAAUUGAAUUGAAGCAUGCUGUAUUAUAAUGCUCUAUAUCCUGAAUAUAAAAUUGUAAUGAAU
Molecule: messenger RNA, 2006 nt
Organism: Xenopus tropicalis (tropical clawed frog)
Lineage: Eukaryota; Metazoa; Chordata; Amphibia; Anura; Pipidae
Product: cysteine-rich protein 1
Exons: 4
Coding region: 34-324 (96 amino acids)
Source: RefSeq, a predicted model, not a curated record